GAAUGAUUGCGACUAUCAGUCUGAAGCUCACCGCCUGACUGGGGAGGUGAAAGUUUCGCCACAGGAAGAUAAACCGCAAAAGACAAUAUUGUACAUGAUUUGCGUGUGCAUCCGAUGAGAAGUAGUGUGGGGGAAAAUUCCACUCUUGUUUUAGGUAAAUAGAAAACCGGUGGAUUGGAGUUUGCACAGCUCAGUAACGUCAGAGAGAAAUUUUUUAGCAGGCAGAGAGAAAGUGAGAGAGGUGUAGGGGUGAGAGAAUAUCUGUUCGUGAUUUGUUAUUUCUGGUCUCAGUCGCCUCAUUGCGUUGUAGACAGACGGAAGAUGCUUCUGGAUGCAGGACCCCAGUACCCCACCAUAGGAGUCACUACGUUCGGCUCCUCACGGCAUCACUCAACAGGCGAAGUCACAGAAAGAGAAGUGGCUUUGGGGAUAAAUCCGUUCGCAGACGGGAUGGGAGCUUUUAAAAUCAACCACAGCUCCCACGACCUGGGAUCCGGCCAGACGGCUUUCUCCUCCCAGGCUCCCGGCUACGCUGCUGCCGCCCUUGGUCACCACCACCACCCGACACACGUCAGCUCCUACUCCACCGCAGCCUUCAACUCCACCCGGGACUUUCUCUUCAGAAACCGGGGUUUCGGGGACGCCACCAGCGCGCAGCACAGCCUGUUCGCCUCGGCAGCGGGAAGUUUUGCAGGGCCACAUGGACACUCCGAUGCCGCGGGGCACCUGCUCUUCCCGGGACUCCACGAGCAAGCCGCAAGCCAUGCAUCAUCUAAUGUCGUCAACAGCCAGAUGCGCCUUGGCUUUACCGGUGACAUGUACGGCCGGGCUGACCAGUACGGCCACGUUACGAGCCCCCGCUCCGACCACUACGCCUCCACACAGCUGCAUGGCUAUGGCCCUAUGAACAUGAACAUGGCGGCUCACCAUGGGGCAGGGGCCUUCUUCCGAUACAUGAGGCAGCCCAUAAAACAAGAGCUCAUCUGUAAGUGGGUCGAGCCCGAACAGUUGUCGAACCCCAAAAAGGCUUGCAACAAAACUUUCAGCACGAUGCACGAGCUCGUUACCCACCUGACCGUGGAGCAUGUGGGGGGACCUGAGCAGUCGAACCAUAUUUGCUUUUGGGAAGAGUGCGUCCGAGAAGGAAAACCUUUCAAAGCCAAAUACAAACUUGUAAAUCAUAUCAGAGUGCACACCGGAGAGAAACCAUUCCCAUGUCCCUUCCCCGGCUGUGGAAAAGUGUUUGCCCGAUCAGGAAAACUUAAAGAUCCACAAAAGGACACACACUGGUAAGAAAUGUAACAUGUUUUUUUUUUUUUCAGACUCAAAAGCACGAUCGCAAUUUCCGCUCCAAAAGCUAAACCUGUUAUUUGUGUCAGACAUAUUUCCCAGACUAAUAAAGCUACAGUGGCGUAUCAACUUGAAGGUCUUGUUGAUGUUUUUUCGCAAAUAUUUGUUUGCAAUAAUAUUGAAUGCAUUUAUUAAAUACGGUUUAACUUUAUUGUUGGUAUUUCGAAACUAUCAAAUGAGUAUAAUGCAAUAGGUUUGUGAAAUAUGUGACGUGCUGUUGCGCAUUGUUUAUCUUAGUGGUACAAGCAAACAUGCGAUCACAACAAAUUGUCUAAAUAUAUAGGCCUACACACAUUAAAAACUAUCAUAAAUACUGAAAAUAAGGUUAUCUUAUAUAAUGUGCUUGCAACUGAAACUCUGAAAUGAUGAUGUUAAACGAAAAUGUAUUAUGGUUCAUAUUUUCCCUUUGUAAAAUGUUUAUUUUGUGUACAUUUUUUUUUUUUAGGUGAAAAACCUUUCAAGUGUGAGUUUGAGGGCUGCGACAGACGUUUUGCGAACAGCAGCGACCGGAAGAAACACAUGCACGUCCAUACGUCUGACAAGCCAUAUCUGUGCAAGCAGUGCGACAAGUCAUACACACAUCCCAGCUCUCUGCGAAAACACAUGAAGGUACAUAUUAAGUUACACUUUUAUUUGAAUCCUCAGUUACUUUAAUUGUUCUGUAUAUUUUGCAUGCUGUACAUAAGCCCGUACAUUGAUACAUUGGAUAUUUUUGAGAAAGAAAAUGCUAUGUAUACAUUCCAGCAAAUAUGAACACAGCAGGAACAUAUGCAGCGAAUGUAAAUAGUUGUUGUGUUUUCAUGAAGCCUUUCAUGCUAUAUUCAUAUGCAAAAGAUUGCAUCAUGCAUUUUAAUUUACGAGCUUGGUUUAUUUAUUCAAAAUGGAUUAUCAUUAACGUAUAUAAUCAGCCUAUUUAUUUUUUUCUUCUCACUGUGGAUAAUUGAAUUGGAAGCCCGUAUAUUUCCAUAAAGCAUGGCAGCCUAUGAAUUGUACACAGGCACAUUGUAAAAUGUAAAACGUCCUGUUUUAAAACAUAUUUUUCGCUCUAUCUCGCAGGUUCACGAGGCUACCACGCAAGGACCCCAACCGUCACCAGCGGCCAGUUCCGGGUACGAGUCGUCCACGCCGCCCACCAUCGUGUCCCCGUCCACGGAGAAUCAAACUUCCAGUUCCAUAUCGCCGGCAUCCUCUACAGUGCACCACACGACCAGUCACCACACCACGCUGUCGUCAAAUUUUAAUGAAUGGUACGUGUAAAAUAUUUUCACAAAGACUGCAGAAAUAGGACUGCUUGGAAUCAAAGACUUUUGAAAGUCAGUCUAUAAUGCGUGGACAGAGAAAAACACGAGGAAGACAAAAUGGUUGUUUCAAGGCUAAAGAGAGAGAGACAGAGAGACAGAGCGAUGCAUGGACAAGGUGCACAGCCAGCUACCAAGUUAAAGUUUUUUUGUCAUUUCCCCCGGCUCCUUUUUGAAAGACUGCACGCAAGAGAUCUCAAUGCAUGCUAUCUGCCGUUCGGGGCCUGAAUUUUUUUUUUUUUUGUACAUAAAGAUUCACAGUCCAAACAUGUAAUAUUUUAUUUUGUAAAUAGUUAUAUGACAGUAUUAAGGACAUUUGUGAAAAUGUGGUCCCUAGAUAUAUGGAAAAUGAGAUGGUUUUAACAAUAAUAUUGCGAUGGCUAGUGUUGAUUGAACAGAAUGUUGUAGUUGAUGUGUACCAAUGUGAAUUACUCAGUAUAUCUUCCGUCUCCACUAUGUCGACCUUACCGACUAUUAGUCUAUUAAUGUGCUUUUGUAUUUGGUGCAACAUUUCGUCUACGGUCCAGUUGGAGUAGCGCAGUACUUACCAUUGUUGUUAUUUAAUGUCAUGUCGAUAAAUCGUGUAGUGAAAGCCUGAAACUCCGUGUCAAUCUGUUUAUGUACGUGAUAAAAGAUAAAACGAUUUGUCCAUUACCUUGAUAAUGUCAAGACAGUAUUACCUACAUGUAUAUAGCUCCAUUUUCCAUAUUUAUCCGCAUGAAAAGGGGAGCACGUGUUAGAAAUGAUCGGUAUUUAUGGAGAAAUGCGCUCUUAUGUAGAAUUUAGUCUACAAUAAUGUUUGGUUACAUUUCGUACUAUAUUAAAGCAUAAAAAAUACAACCAAC
Molecule: messenger RNA, 3493 nt
Organism: Coregonus sp. 'balchen'
Lineage: Eukaryota; Metazoa; Chordata; Actinopteri; Salmoniformes; Salmonidae
Source: the annotation of a GenBank genome assembly